Molecule: messenger RNA, 16130 nt
Organism: Myotis lucifugus (little brown bat)
Lineage: Eukaryota; Metazoa; Chordata; Mammalia; Chiroptera; Vespertilionidae
Gene: RICTOR
Product: RPTOR independent companion of MTOR complex 2
Exons: 39
Coding region: 6734-11842 (1702 amino acids)
Biological process (GO): positive regulation of phosphatidylinositol 3-kinase/protein kinase B signal transduction; TORC2 signaling
Cellular component (GO): TORC2 complex
Molecular function (GO): protein serine/threonine kinase activator activity
Source: RefSeq, a predicted model, not a curated record
AUCAAACCAUGACCUCCUGGUUCAUAGGUCGAUGCUCAACCAUUGAGCCAUGCCAGAUGAGCCUUUUUUUUUUGAGUCAUUAAAUUAGAUAUAAAUGAAGUAGAGUUCUUGAAUAUAACAACUGUAAAAAAGUAAUAUGAGAUUACCAGUAAAUUAGUAUAAGCAAAGAGCAAUCUAUUAAAGAACUUAAGGUAAAAUAUGAUAUUUAAUUUAUAGAACCUUAGAAUUUUUCUCCCUGACUCUAGAAAAUUUCCUAGUAAUAAUAACUUGGCUAGUCUUGCAAGCUUCUUGAGGCAUAGGAGAGUUUUAAGAUUCUUUUAAAAGAUGUUGAUAGAUUAAUUUUAUUCUAGUUUAGGAACUUCAUUGCAGUAGAUCUUACGGGCAACUUACUGUUUAAUUGUUGCUUUCAGUUUUGUCUGGACAGCUACCCUGCUUAAUUUUUGAAAAUCCCUGAUAUUUGCUAUAGAUAUCAUUAAAUAGUCUCAGUUUUGCAUGCCAAAAUCUAUUUUAAAACCCUUAUGCUUCCCUUAGCUACUUCUUCUGCAAGUAUAGUCUAUUUUUUGUCAAUGCAGUUGUGCAUCUCUUCCUGGUACUGAAAAGACUAAGAGUAUUUUUCCUGUGUAAGCCUUCCCUAGUAUAAUUUAAUUAUCAUAUUCACAGUGAAUUCUGAGGACAUGGACACACUUAUAUUCAAAUGUAAUUAUGAGAAUAUAAUUUAUUUAAAAGUAUUAAGGUUUUUUUUGUUUAUCCAACUCUUUUACCUUUCCAUUAGUAAAAAUAAAAAAAUUAUUUUAAUUGGUGUUUAAUAAUUAGAAAAGUAGGAAGGUUUUUUGAAUGAUGAUUUGAGCAAUCACUUUUUGUUUUCUGAUUUCUUCUAGUUAGAAGCUUACUCAUGUUGUUUAAUUACUCACUUCAGUUAGACAAAACAAACAUUGACUGAAUGCCUAUUAUAUACUAAAUGCUGAAAUAAGUGCCAGAGGAAUAAAGAUGAGGAAGAUGGUACUCCCUUUUUAGGAGUUUACUGGAACAGACAUAAAGAAGUGUUUACAAUAUGGAACAAUAAAUUAAGUAAUCAAACUGUUUCAGGAACAGAAGUAGCCCAGAGGAGAGAAUGAUUAACAAUCUGGUUGGUCGAGGAUCAGAGAAGGCUUCACAGAGGGGUUGGCUUUUUGUGAGAACAGUCACGGACAAAGUGGAAGGAAACGUGGGCUCUCUACACCUUGGAAAAGUAAAGUCGAAAGUCUGUAGGAAGAGGAACUGCCUAGGAGACCACUGUUACCAUCUGAGAGAUGAUGGGGGACUGAGCCAGGACUGUUGGAGACAUAAAUGAAGUUGAAUAUAUAUUGGAAUGGAGAAUCACCGAAUUUAUUCUUCAGGUUCCAGAUUGACUUUGUAAUCCUCCUACUCUGUGCAGAGAACUUUUACUUCUUUGUGACAGGCGGGGAUACUAACCACUAUACUAACGAGGAGCUGUUUACUUCUUUGUUAUGAAGGUCGAAGCUGUCUGAUAUGUGUCCCCUUGUCUUCCCUUUAUAUUUCAUUUCACCCAUAGUUCUGUCUCUCUGAGUCAGAAGAAAGCAUCUUUACUUUAUGCUUCUAAUAAUUUGUAAUAUUCUCUGUAGAACUAAGAUUUCUUGCUUCUUUAUGUCUGCCUUCCUAUUGGCUUAGUUUUCUCAUGUUCAGCAACGUUUUUGUAUCUUUCACAUGGGUCAGGUACUACACUGGGUGUGGGAUGAUGUUGAGAGAUGUGAAAGAUAAAUACAAAGAUUACAAAACAGUUACUUUUCUGUGGGUUCUGUAGACAGAAUAGUUUAUUCUCAUUCCAUAGCUUUCUUCCUUAACCACUAUAGAAUGUUCCCCAUUCUAUUAUUAGUAGUACUGUAUUAAAUUAUUAUCUCACUUAAUCUUCAACAGCCUUUUGAGGUACUCUUAUUAUUCCUAUUUUACAGUUGAGGAUAUGGGUUUUGAAAUUCUAAAGGACUGAACUCAGAAAGGUAAUUCAGCCAGGGUCACAGGGCUAGUAAGUAACUAAUGUAUCAUGCACUGUAGCCACUAUAUUUUCCUUGCUUGACUUUUGUAAAAUAUUCUCUUGAUUCUUACCUUUUAUGCUGUUGCUUCUCUUGACUAGCUGGUCUUCCAACUUUUCAAGCAAGCGAGCCCUAAGGUUCUUCUGUUCUUGGUCUUUUCCUCUCUAUUACUGGUGCUGUCUCCCUGAGCAGCCUUUUCACUCAUGACUUCAAAAUUCCAUAAAUUGAGAUCAUUGUGAUAACUACACUUUUAUUCAGACUUUUUCUUCUAACUUGCAAAACAUUAUCAUUUGUGUCUGGUACUCAUCUCAGAGUCCUGAUGUGUGAAACGUUGCACCCCAUAGCAUACCUCUUUUCACUUGCUAGGUACCACCACCAUCCUCUGUUACUCAAGAUAGUGGCCUAGUGUUCUUCUUUGUUCAGUUGGGAAGUUCCUCCAAUUUGCCUCUGAGCUAUCUACUGCAUCCAAUCUCUCCUAUUCCCUUGUCGUUGAUCUAGUUCCCCUCCUCAUUAUUUCAUUUGGAUGAUAGUAAAAUCAUCUUUCUCUUACCUGUUUUUAAUUAUUCUGCUGUACAAUUGCCAAGAUUAUUUCCCUGAAAUCUAGAUCCGAUUCCCUUAAAAAACAAAACAAAACACAUACACACAAUCUCCCAUUUAAACUUCUCAGGCCCAUUUUUACUCACUGAAUAGAAUCUGAAUUUCUUAGCUUGGCAUUGAAGGCCUUUGAUGAUUUAUUUCAAAAUGUUCUUCUGUACCGUCUUAACCAUACUGUUCUCAAUCUGUCUACCUCUCUGUAUAGUUGCACUUAUGGAAUACACUCCCUCCCUUCUUUAUACACAGUGCUUCCCGAAGGUUUAGGGAGAUUUGCUAGUAGCACCAACCUCUCCUUUCCUCAUUCUUCCUCUUGAAGAUUCUGUUAUGCCUUAGUUGAGGAUCAUUGCUUUAGUCAAAGAUGACUUAAUCUUUGCACAUGGCAUGCAGUUUCUCUUUACUUGACCUUGCAUAGGUUGUUUCCUCUGCCUAGAAGUCCAUUUGCAGCACUAUUUAUCAAACUCCUAGUUUAAGGUCUAGGUCACAUGCCACUUCUGGAAAUCCUUCCUAGUCAUCCCAGUGGGAAUUUAUGCUUCCCAUAUCUCUGAUUGUUCCUUUCUAAAUAUCACUUACCAUUGUCAUAUUUAAGUUCUUUGUCCAGUUCUUUUUCUUUCACUGGACAUCACACUUCUUCCCCAGCAUCUAUCAUAUGAUAAUAACUGAAGCAUUAAUUAAAUGGAAGAAUGGAGAGAAGAGAAAAGGAGCAGGAGUAGUAUGUACUGUAUUGAGGAGAUCAGAUGUGAAAGAGCAUUUUAAGUUUGCAGUCCUGAGGGACAGUGAAAUGGAUGGUGCCAUGAAAGGAGAAAUCAUUUUGGGAAGUAUGAUAAUGAGUCCCUUGCUCUUGAAUUUAAGGUGAUUGACUCUGUCAGAGAUGUGUGAGAGCUAGCAGCAGAUACUGAAAUGGAGGUUUUAGUAGUAGUUCUGAACUUGUGAUCUGGUGGUUCCCUGCAUAGGGCUUUGAGAACAUGAAGAAUGUAAAUGGAGAAAGAGCUGAACAUUGGAGUGUUAGAGGAUAAACUGAUGAAAGUGUAUGCCAUGGUGGACGGGUCAGUACGAAGAAAGGGUUCAACAGAAGAGAAGAAAAUUACAAGAUCUCUGAAGCCAAGAGGAGAAUUUUGGGUUUAAGGGACAGAGAGAGUCUAGCAUUGCAGUUGGGGUUAGGAGAACUGAGUUAUGCUCUUCCUUAAUCUGAGGAUGACUGAGUUGUUUACUUAACCUCUCUGGGUAUCAGUUUCCUAAUCUCUAAAAUGCAUACCACUCUACAUUUGUAGCACUUUCGCUUUCUGUCUUUGUGAUUCUCAGAUAUCACUAUGUUUCUGGGAUAUUGAAAGGUUAAAGAGAAAGCAUUUAUAGCCCUGUUAAGUCACUGUGAGAGGUAUUCCUAUAAACUAAUGAAUACUAGUACAUGUAGGAGUGAUGCUAUUUCAUAGCACUUUAAAUGUAAAUUAUAGUCAACUCUCAAUUUCCUUUUAAGUGAUCAUCUGCAGUGACUUGCUGCCUCCUCCCUCCCAGGUCUCAGGCUACUGAAAAUAGGGCUGUGAAAAGCACUGUGGGGUGAGUGAAUGGUUUGCAUGCUUGUGUAUCUGUACCACUGACUAUCACCAAGCUAAAUACAGUCCACUCUCAGUUACCUGCACAUAAUAAAAAGGUGAAUAAUGGUGGAAGAGUGCUAAAUGUAUAUUCUAAAAAGCAUUACUUAUAUGCGCCUUGGGAAUCUUUUAUAUUCUUUCGUCUCCUACAGUAAAUUGAUGUAUUUUUUAUUUGAAUUAAUAGCAUCAAUUUUUAUUUAUUAAACAAAUACUAUUAAAUAGUGGAAGUAAACAGACUGAAAUAUUUAUUAGGUAAACUACAUAUGAAUAAUUGAGAGUUGGCUGUGCUUUUGGAUCAUCCAUUGUUUUGUAUUACCUGUGCUUUUUUGUUAGUGUGGCCAGGUUAAAGCUAAAUAGCUACUUUAAAAUUAUAUCUGUAUGAUGAGUGUACUCAUAAAAUUAUGCCGAUGCCAAACUAAAUUGAAAAUAAUUAUUCAAAACUAGCUAAAUAUAAUAUUCGUAUGUUCAAAGUCAUAGGGUUGAAAGAAAACCUAAACCAAAGUACAUUCUUGAAAUUCUUUUUACAAAGUCAUGUAGCCAGACAGAUUGCAUAAACUGAACAAUGUACCUGGUAAUGAUGCCUUUUAUAUAAAAUAUAAUAAAAUAUAUUUUAUAAAAUAUUAAAUAUCAAACAAUAUUUUUAAGGAGUCAGUUGGGUAUAGUAAGAAAUAUAGAAAGGAAUUUUAACCUUAAUUACUUGAAUUAAUAAUCUGAUUCCUUCAAUUACUUUACCUUUUUUUUUACCCUAAUAUGUUGAAGAAUUUGGAUUUGUAGUGGUUUGUUAAAGUCAGUCAAAAUAUUUUUGAUGAAUAUAUAAUACUAGAGGCCUGAUGCACGAAAUUUCUUUAAGGGGCUCAGCCCCCGCCCCAGCGCUGCAGCUGCCUCAGCCCUCACAGCCCUGCUUCAUCCAAAAGGCCUUCUGGUCUAAUUAGCAUAUUAUGCUUUUAUCAUUAUAAAUAAUUCGGUUAGUAAGUGUUAUUGUAAAUGAGGAGGGCAUAAUUUUUGGCAUUAAGGAGUUUAUAUUAUAGUUGGGAUAUUCCUGAAUCAGGGCAUAGUUUAAGACAGUAGUAUUUGAAGCACCUGCCAAUUAUCUUUAUAAAGGAAUCAAAAGCUGGAGAAAUUCAGACAAAAAUGGGAGAUAGGUAAGGAAUGAUAGAGUGAAGACCUCAUAGAAGGUUGACACCUGUAAGACCUUUGCAUAAAAGGUCUUGAAUAGUGAGAGUUCUGGAUCAGUGUUUAAAACAUCACAGCUUAAUUUGUGAACUAACAUAUUCUGGCAUAUUAUUCAGUAUUUGAAGAAAAGAUAUUGAGAAAAUGUUGAUGAGUUUUGCAUGUAAAUCUCUUAACUACUGAAGACUAUGUUUUAAACUAGAGUUCUUCUGAUCUUUGAAGGCAGUGCUGGACUGAGAGAUUUUAGGCAUAUUGUGCAGUAAUUGUGUGCUUUUGAUUAUGAGUAUAUAAAUGCUUGGCUGCAUUCCAAACCCAAGCAUAAAUGAUUUUUUUCUUCCAUUGUUUUGUAGUAUAUGUGUCUACUCUCCUUUCAUUAAUACUGCAUGCUCAAAAGGCUCUACAUUUGUUGUCAAACUUAUUUCUAGACUAGAGGCCCAGUGCACAAAUUUGUGUAUGGGUGGGGUCCGGCCUGCUCCGAUUAGGGCCGAUGGGGGCCAACCAGGGGGAGGGGCCACGGGAAGUUGGCCGGCCGGUCCUGCACCCGAUUGGGCCAGUUGGCCGGCCGCAGUGGGAGUCAUAGCGACCUGUUGUUCCCGUCAUUCCGCUGGCUUGGCUUUUAUAUAGAUAGAUGUAUGCAGAGAUUACAAGAGGGAUUUUUUGUUAUUUUUACACUAAAAUGAUUGUAUUUUCUGAUCUCAAAAUUCAAGCAUGUGACCUGAUAGUGUUAUAAAAUACUUUAAGAUUAUCUUGAGUAAACAUGGAAUAUUUCAUUGCCAAAUCUAGACACCUUACCCAGCCCUCUAGUUAUUUGGAUAAAAGAUAAACAGUGUUUGGGAAGUUAUUGCUCUCAAAGUAGCAAAAUGAGAGUUGAAUUGCCACUUGCAGGGAUUUUAGUAAACUUGUUCACAGUCCAGUGUAAUUUCAUGUAUUUCUUAUAAAAAGUAGAGUGAAAAGCCUCAAAAACUAGUAAAGAAGAUUUUCAAGUAAUUUACUUUUAAUGACUAAGAAGGAGCAGCUUGCCAGAUAAAAGUAUAUUUAACUGUUUUUAGAUGUGUGCACAUAAUAUUUUUAUCAGUAGUUUCUGACUCUGAGAAAUCACAUCUUAAGAUAAUAUUGCUAAUUAUUUCCAUGCUUAAUGUUCAUCCCUCAGAUACUAAAAGUUUUAAUUGCCGUUUUCUUUUCUAUUCAUAAUUCUGUAUAAUACACUCCCUAACCUUCACUACUCCACCAUUACCACCAGCACUCUCCCCCAAGGAAAAAAAAAAAAAAGAAAAAACCCGAGGGGAAUUGAGUUGCAGAAAGAGUGAGAAGACUCCAAUGGUUGGAGGAACAAGCACAGCUCCCUGUCCUGUAUGAAUGCAAGAACCUUCUGAUAACUUAAGGGAGAUUCUCCAAAAUGUGGCCAAAUUGCAAGGGGUUUCAAAUAUGAGAAAGCUGGGCCAUUUGAAUAACUUUACUAAGCUUCUUUGUGAUAUUGGCCACAGUGAAGACAAAUUGGGUUUUAACUAUGAGGAUAUUAUAAUUUGCUUGCGGUUGGCUUUAUUGAAUGAAGCAAAAGAAGUGCGGGCAGCAGGGCUACGAGCUCUUCGAUAUCUCAUCCAGGACUCCACUAUUCUGCAGAAGGUGCUUAAAUUGAAAGUGGACUAUUUAAUAGCCAGGUGCAUUGACAUACAGCAGAGCAACGAGGUAGAGAGGACACAAGCACUUCGAUUAGUCAGAAAGAUGAUUACUGUGAAUGCUUCCUUGUUUCCUAGCUCUGUGGCCAACUCAUUAAUAGCAGUUGGAAAUGAUGGACUUCAAGAAAGAGACAGAAUGGUCCGAGCAUGCAUUGCUAUUAUCUGUGAACUAGCACUUCAGAAUCCAGAGGUGGUGGCCCUUCGAGGUGGACUAAACACCAUCUUGAAAAACGUGAUCGAUUGCCAAUUAAGUCGAAUAAAUGAGGCCCUCAUUACUACAAUUUUGCACCUCCUUAAUCAUCCAAAGACCCGACAAUAUGUGCGAGCUGAUGUAGAAUUAGAGCGAAUUUUAGCGCCCUAUACUGAUUUUCACUACAGACAUAGUCCAGAUACGGCUGAAGGACAGCUCAAAGAAGACAGAGAAGCAAGGUUUCUAGCCAGUAAAAUGGGAAUCAUAGCAACAUUCCGGUCAUGGGCAGGUAUUAUUAAUUUAUGUAAACCUGGAAACUCUGGGAUUCAAUCUCUAAUUGGAGUACUUUGCAUACCAAAUAUGGAAAUAAGGAGAGGUCUGCUUGAAGUACUUUAUGACAUAUUUCGUCUUCCUCUGCCUGUGGUGACUGAAGAGUUCAUAGAAGCGCUGCUCAGUGUAGAUCCAGGCAGAUUCCAGGACAGUUGGAGGCUCUCAGAUGGCUUUGUAGCAGCUGAAGCAAAAACUAUUCUUCCUCAUCGUGCCAGAUCCAGGCCAGACCUCAUGGAUAAUUAUUUGGCACUGGUACUCUCCGCAUUUAUUCGUAAUGGACUUUUAGAGGGUUUGGUUGAAGUGAUAACAAACAGCGAUGACCAUAUCUCAGUUAGAGCUACCAUCCUUUUAGGAGAGCUUUUACAUAUGGCAAACACAAUUCUUCCUCAUUCACAUAGCCAUCAUUUGCACUGCCUGCCAACCCUAAUGAAUAUGGCAGCAUCCUUUGAUAUCCCUAAGGAAAAGAGACUGAGAGCCAGUGCAGCCUUGAACUGUUUAAAACGCUUCCAUGAAAUGAAGAAACGAGGACCUAAGCCUUACAGCCUUCAUUUAGAUCACAUUAUUCAGAAAGCAAUUGCAACACAUCAGAAACGGGAUCAGUAUCUCAGAGUUCAGAAAGAUAUAUUUGUUCUUAAGGAUACAGAGGAGGCUCUUUUAAUGAACCUUAGAGAUAGCCAAGUCCUUCAACAUAAAGAGAAUCUCGAAUGGAAUUGGAAUCUUAUAGGGACCAUUCUUAAGUGGCCAAAUGUAAAUCUAAGAAACUAUAAAGAUGAACAGUUACAUAGGUUUGUACGAAGACUACUUUACUUUUACAAGCCUAGCAGUAAAUUAUAUGCCAACCUGGACCUGGGUUUUGCCAAGUCAAAGCAGCUUACAGUCGUGGGCUGCCAGUUUACAGAAUUUCUUCUUGAGUCUGAAGAGGAUGGGCAAGGGUACUUAGAAGAUCUAGUAAAAGAUAUUGUUCAGUGGCUCAAUGCCUCCUCUGGAAUGAAACCUGAAAGAAGUCUUCAAAAUAACGGCUUAUUGACCACCCUUAGUCAACACUACUUUUUAUUUAUUGGAACACUUUCUUGCCACCCUCAUGGAGUCAAAAUGCUGGAAAAAUGCAGCGUAUUUCAGUGUCUCCUUAACCUUUGCUCCUUGAAAAACCAAGAUCACUUGCUAAAACUGACUGUUUCCAGCUUGGAUUACAGCAGAGACGGGCUGGCCAGAGUCAUCCUCUCCAAGAUCCUAACUGCAGCCACUGAUGCCUGUAGGCUCUAUGCAACCAAACAUUUAAGAGUAUUAUUGAGAGCUAAUGUUGAAUUCUUCAAUAACUGGGGAAUUGAAUUACUAGUGACCCAGCUACAUGAUAAAAACAAAACAAUUUCUUCUGAAGCUCUUGAUAUCCUUGAUGAAGCCUGUGAAGACAAGGCCAAUCUUCAUGCUCUUAUUCAGAUGAAGCCAGCUUUAUCCCACCUUGGGGACAAAGGUUUGCUUCUCCUUCUGAGAUUUCUUUCCAUUCCAAAAGGGUUUUCAUAUCUGAAUGAAAGGGGUUAUGUAGCAAAACAAUUGGAAAAGUGGCACAAGGAAUAUAAUUCAAAAUAUGUUGAUUUGAUUGAGGAACAACUUAAUGAAGCACUUACUACUUAUCGAAAGCCGAUUGAUGGCGAUAACUAUGUUCGUCGGAGUAACCAAAGAUUACAGCGUCCUCAUGUCUACCUUCCUGUACACCUUUAUGGACAACUGGUACACCACAAAACAGGCUGUCAUUUGUUGGAAGUACAGAAUAUUAUUGCAGAGCUCUGUCACAACGUUCGUACACCAGAUUUAGAUAAAUGGGAAGAAAUUAAAAAACUGAAAGCAUCUCUUUGGGCCUUGGGAAAUAUUGGCUCAUCAAAUUGGGGUCUCAAUUUGCUGCAGGAAGAAAAUGUGAUUCCAGAUAUACUAAAACUUGCGAAACAGUGUGAGGUUCUUUCCAUCAGAGGGACCUGCGUGUAUGUGCUUGGACUCAUAGCCAAAACCAAACAAGGCUGUGAUAUUCUAAAAUGUCAUAACUGGGAUGCUGUAAGGCACAGUCGCAAACAUCUGUGGCCAGUGGUUCCCGAUGAUGUGGAUCAGCUCUGUAAUGAGCUUUCAUCUAUCCCAAGCACCUUGAGUUUGAACUCAGAGUCAACCAGCUCUAGACAUAACAGUGAGAGUGAGUCUGCGCCAUCAAGUAUGUUCAUAAUGGAGGACGACCGGUUUGGCAGCAGCUCCACUAGUACGUUCUUCCUCGACAUCAGUGAGGACGCAGAGCCAUCCUUUUUUGAUCGGCCUGGACCUGUAAAGGAUAAAAAUUCAUUCCCUUUCUUUGGGUCUAGCAAACUUGUGAAGAAUCGUAUCUUAAAUUCCCUUACUUUGCCUAAUAAAAAACAUCGCAGUAGCAGUGAUCCAAAAGGAGGGAAACUGUCGUCUGAAAACAAGACAAGCAACAGGCGGAUCAGAACUCUCACGGAUCCUAGUGUUGACUUCAUUCAGAGUGAAGACUUUACACCCAUAUCCACAGUGCAGAAAACAUUACAGUUAGAAACUUCAUUUGUGGGGAAUAGGCAUAUAGAAGACACUGGUAGUACUCCAAGUAUUGGAGAUAAUGACUUAAAAUUCACCAAGAGUCUUGGUACAGAGAAUCACAGAGAAAACACAAGCCGAGAGAGAUUACUUGUGGAAAGUUCAACAAGCUCGCAUAUGAAGAUGCGUAGCCAAAGUUUCAAUACAGACACUACAACAAGUGGCAUAAGUUCAAUGAGCUCAAGCCCCUCCCGAGAGACAGUAGGUGUGGAUGCUACGACUGUGGACACAGACUGUGGAAGUAUGAGUACUGUGGUAAGUACUAAAACUGUUAAGACGAGCCACUAUUUGACGCCACAGUCUAACCAUCUAUCUCUCUCCAAGUCAAAUUCAGUAUCCCUGGUGCCUCCGGGUUCUUCUCAUACACUUCCCAGAAGAGCACAGUCCCUUAAAGCACCCUCUAUCGCUACAAUUAAAAGUCUAGCAGAUUGUAACUUCAGUUACACAAGUUCUAGAGAUGCCUUUGGCUACGCUACACUGAAAAGGUUACAGCAACAAAGAAUGCAUCCAUCUCUGUCUCAUUCUGAAGCUUUGGCAUCUCCAGCAAAAGAUGUGCUAUUUACUGAUACCAUCACCAUGAAGGCCAACAGCUUCGAGUCCAGGUUAACACCAAGCAGGAUCGAUUUUAAAAAGAAGCAUGUCGGGGGAAUCAGGAGCUUAAGACCUACAAUAACAAACAACUUUUUCAGGUUCAUGAAAGCUUUAAGUUAUGCUUCGUUAGAUAAAGAAGAUUUAUUGAGUCCUAUUAACCAAAAUACCCUGCAGCGAUCAUCCUCAGUGAGGUCCAUGGUGUCCAGUGCGACGUACGGGAGCUCAGAUGACUAUAUUGGUCUUGCUCUUCCUGUAGACAUCAACGAUAUAUUCCAGGUAAAGGAUAUUCCCUAUUUUCAGACUAAAACCAUACCUCCAAUUGAUGAUCGAGGUGCAAGAGUGUUUGUUCAUGAAGCAGGAGGUCUUCCAUCUGGCACUGGAGGUCUGGUAAAAAAUUCCUUCCACUUGCUGAGGCAGCAGAUGAGUCUUACGGAAAUAAUGAAUUCAAUCCAUUCAGAUGCUUCUUUGUUCUUAGAGAGCACAGAAGACACUGGGCUACAAGAGCAUACAGAUGAUAACUGCCUGUAUUGUGUCUGUGUUCAAAUUCUGGGUUUUCAACCCAGUAACCAACUAAGUGCAAUAUGUAGUCAUUCAGACCUUCAAGACAUUCCAUAUUCUGAUUGGUGCGAGCAGACUCUCCAUAAUCCCUUAGAAGUGGUUCCCUCUAAGUUCUCAGGGAUUUCUGGAUGUAGUGAUGGCGUGUCUCAAGAAGGCUCAGCCAGCAGCACCAAAAGCACAGAAUUGCUGCUAGGUGUUAAAACAAUUCCAGAUGAUACACCAAUGUGCCGUAUACUCCUUCGCAAAGAAGUCCUAAGAUUAGUCAUUAACUUGAGUAGUUCAGUUUCAACUAAAUGUCAUGAAACUGGGCUUUUAACAAUUAAGGAGAAGUAUCCACAGACAUUUGAUGACAUCUGCCUUUACUCGGAGGUUUCCCAUUUGCUGGCACACUGCACGUUUAGACUUCAGUGUCGGAGAUUCAUACAAGAAUUAUUUCAAGAUGUACAGUUUUUACAAAUGCAUGAAGAAGCAGAGGCUGUGUUGGCAGUACCACCAAAGCAACCUGUAGUUGAUCCAUCGGCAGAGUCCUGACCUCUUGUUUAGGAUGUAUGUAGGCAGAUGCUAUUCACACAUUCACAUUGUGCAGUUCGUCAACGCCGCUGACAACGCCGCGGACGGGGCAGCAGGGACAGGAGCGCCUUCUGUGCACUGUGCCAACAGUUUGGGUGCAGGAACAGUGGAACUGCCGACUUCCCUAAGCAAACAUCUUCCUCUCUCCCCUGGAGCCCCUUUGGGGGUUCACUGUUCAUUACCACAGUUUUAAAAGUUUUAGUUACCAUUGUAUGCAAGAGCCAAGCACUGAAUACCUACAUAGGUUUUCUAUUUUUUCAUUUUACGUGCAUAACAACAGUGGAACAAUAAUAGGAUACACAGAGGCACCCUUCACACAGUUAUUUUUGAACCCUUUUUUAGGGCAAAUAAAAACAUGCCUUGUUUGUUAACUAAUUUAUGGAAACCAGGAGUCAGUGUCUCCGAGACAUCAUCCGUCAGCACAAUGGUUUGUGCUGUAACUGCUGGUAUGAGAGGGAACUUUCCCUAGUGUCUGUAACACUACGUCAGAGCUUUGUAACCUCAAAGCGAAAGAAGAGCCUCAACGACCCGGGACUUAUAAGUUAUUUUUAUGUUAUUAGAUUUUCAUAAAGUUUUUUAUUUGUUUUCCUUCUCUUCAGUUUUGUUCCAAGGUGUUGUUAUUAUAGGCUAUUUGAACCGAUUUAAGGUUUUUCACUACAGUUCCUGAUUGAAAUCAGAAAAUCAUUUUACAGUUCAGCUUUUUCCCACUUCUAGAGUGCAUAUAUAUGUGUUCAGUGGACUGCCGUUUUCAUCCUCUUCCCAUAUUACCAUUUUAAACAGGAACUUGAAUAAGCACUAUUAAUGCAGACCUAAAGCAAAAGAAAGCAUUAAAUGAUACUUUAAGGAAAAGUUAAGUUUGCCUACAAUUUACUACACAUUCCAUGGGAAAAGAAAAGCCAUAUUUCCUUUUAAAAAUUAUUAAUGACACUGUUAUUAUGAUUAAAAAUUGUAGUGAAAAGCCUUAAGUACCAAAUUUUAAAGCAGCAGUAAUUUAAUGUUUAUGUCAGUGUUCUUGUUUUGCACAAACUAAAUGCAGUGAUUGGUUAGUUUAUGAGUACAGUAAUUGCCUUGGUCACAGUUGUGAAAUUAAGUUGACGAGGCAAGGUUUUGUUUAUUUAUGUGUUUAAUUUGUAUAUGUCUAACAGAAAUUAAACCUAUAUGCAAAUUUGUAUAUAAAAAUAGCAUGGCCAAUCAUCAUUAGAAUGCUUGUAAAUGAAAGGAUCAUUUUUUAAGGUCUAUAUAUAAAUAGAAAAAAAUUCCAGCUGGACUAAUUAGGACCCUUUUUUUAAUCAUUUGUGUAUGCCAUUUUUACAGUCACACAUCAGCUUUGACAUCAUCCUAACACACUGAUUCAUGUUUUCCAGGUCACAGAUCCUCUUUACAAUGGGCUCGUUCUCUGAGAUCUCUGUAAAGAACCCUGUGAACCAGAAAGCAGAACUCACAGAAAUACCUUUUUUUUUUUUUUUUAAUUAACUGGCACUGAAAGUUCCCACUGGGAUGAAACAUUUCAUCUUACUUUAUAACACCUCUGACUGCACUUCACGAACUGUUCUCAUGUGCACUGUGUAGCAAGUGACAUGCUACGAAGCAGACAAGGGCUGGACUGCUGCUUCUGUUAAAAAGUGGUUCUUUAGACUUCCUCUCAAAUCCAAUUGAAGACAAAAUAUACUUUUUUAUACUUCAACUUAUCCUUAACCCAAAUGUUCAUUUAAAUGUCGACAAUAAUUUGCCUGUCACCUUGGUCUUUGGUUUUGGGUGAUUAAACUGCUUUCCAGAGAACCAAAUGUUAGAGAUACUAGACCAGAUAGUGGUUAAAAACUCCAAAGGCAGUAACAUAGUAAUCUUAUUCACAAUGGGAUUAACCUAUUUUAGACAUUCAUUUUAAACACUACCUCAGUUAAUAUUAAUAGAGAGUAUAAAAUCUGUGGUUUUACCCCUCAGAAGGUAACAGUAAUUCUUUUUUGUCACACACAUCAUCCCCAUCCCGGGGCCCCACCUCACUCGUCCAUCCUGAAAUGAAGUCUCAUUACUGUUUGUCUGAACUGUUUUGUUUGUGUUUUUAUAAUUACUUUGAAAGACUUGUAUGUAUGCAUCCUAAUAUUUGCCUAUAGCACUUAGUUUGGGGAGACACUCAGAGCUUUUUGGUUAUCAGUAAUUUAAGGAACAAAUGUACUUAAGUGUAUAUGUUUCACUGACAGGUCGAAUAUGUUCUUUUUGAGUACUUGUUUGUAUAAAAGUAGACAUUAAUGAUGAAAAAUGCUCACAUGCAGUGCCAAGUGAUCGAUCACCUUAGGGGUUUAAAAAUAAUAAAUUAUAGCAGAACAGGUUAGGAAUGGGGUCAGUGGUAAUAGAAGUAAUUGAGAAAAUCAUCUAUAAAUGAUAGAUAUUACCAGACUAAAAAAUACCAAAAUAAUGUCAGUACUAUAGGUUUUCAAGAUUUUAGGAUUAAUCUUAGUUCAUAUAAAUCUGUACUAUUGGUAAUUACUGAUAAUUUGGAGGAAUUUGGACAGUUGUGCUGGUUGUAAACUGUGAAUUUCUAAUAGUAAAGUAAAGUAUUUUUAAUUGAAAUUUUUUUCAAGAACAGAUUUUUAGCUUCACCUACUAAAUAAAUACUGAUAAAAUUAGAAAUUAGUAUUCGUAAUUAAAUAUGAUCUAAAAUUUCUUACAUUUUUAUUUCCUGUUUAUGCUUAGGUAGAUUUGAGGGGAAAAGUUUCUUCUCCCUAAUAAAAAAAUUUUUUAAUGAAGAUUGGUAGCAUUUGGACAUCCUGUAAGACAGUGACAUUAAAAAAAGGCUCUUCGGAGGUGGGUAUAUACAUUACUAUACUAGUUACUCUAAUAUGUGUGCAAGUCCUUUUAAAAUGUUGUCUUUAAUAGUUUUCAGCUCUUUUAUCUGGAGCUUGGAACAAUUAAAGCUGAGUUUUUCAGGGCAUAUUACAAUGGCAAAGUGCUCAACAAUGGGGUGUCCAUGCGUAUUUAGAUUUGUCUACUGCUGUUUAUAUACAGAUUUUCAUUCCAUUCAGAGGAUGCGUUUUAUCCCACAUUAAGCACAGAUGAUUAAGCAAUAAACACCAAAUUGUCAUCCAAAUUAUAACUGCAAUUAUUUUUGCAUGGUGAGAGGGAGGUGCUGAUUUUGUGUGAGAUGAGCUUUGUAAACUACCUUGGAAAAGGGUCCUUUGGAAGUAAGGUUUUUCCCUUUGUCCUGUGCUUCCAGUUUUAUCUCAGAUUCACAACCCAUUAAACCAUAGGGAAAAGAAAAGGUAGAGUUCAUUGCCAGAGUUUUACCAGAACUGUUGGAAUAAAAGAACAUUUCAGCUUUUCCAAAAUGUAAGUUGGGAAAGGUCUCCCUUAUCUGCCAGUCAGGAAAUACAUGAUUACCAGUAGUCCUUCAGUGAGAGUUUCGUAACGAAAGCAUGCCCGUGAAUCAACAGCAGUGUUUCUCAAAGGACAUGGAAAUCUGAACCCUUUCUAGGAGCACUAUUGUUUUCUUUCAGUCCCAGGUGCCCAGGGUAGUUUUCAUUCAUAGUAGGUUUGUAUGACCAACACGGAAUGCGGAUUCCCCCCUUGGGAGUGUUUUUGUAAUGUAGGUGGAUAGCUAUGCCACAGCAUGCAUGAAUUGCACAUUUUGUUUGAUUUUUUAAAUAAAAUAUUUAAUUUGAGAAAGAUAAUUUAUGCCAAAAAAGUAUACCUUGUAAUUUUGCCACUAAAAAGGUUGAUUUAGCACAAAAUGCAAAGUUUUGGGGCAGAGGUGGGGGGAGAUAAAAAUGUUUCAUAGAUAAUAGUUGGAAAUGUUCCAGUAUUGGCCUGUCAGAAACCCUGAUGCUGCAUUGUAAAACAAAUGGUGUAAAUUAGUUUUGAAAAGUGGUAAGGGAUUGUGAAAAAAAAUCUCAGAUUAAUGCUCCCUGACCACAUGACUUUCUUCUUUUUUUAAUUUAGUAAUACGCUGCUACAUAUUUGGAGGUUCUGGUGUUUGUAGGUCACUGAACAGACAUUGAAAUAUGAUUUAUAUUGUAUAACUGUAACAUAGAAAGAAAAAGUAUUUAUAUAUUUUCCGUAAGAAUAUUUCAUUGAGUUGUGUAUAAUUUAAAUAAGGUUUGUCCCUAAAUGGUUUUUCUCACCUUGAUUUUUUUUUUUGUGGUUUUCUUGUUUUUGUAUAAUGUGUACAGUUUAUGUCAAGGGCAUUAAAAGCCUCCUGAAGCAUAAUCUUAUCAAAGGGAUACAUUCUUAAUAAAAUGUACUUAAAAUUCUUAAA